Molecule: messenger RNA, 480 nt
Organism: Cylicostephanus goldi
Lineage: Eukaryota; Metazoa; Nematoda; Chromadorea; Rhabditida; Strongylidae
Source: the annotation of a GenBank genome assembly
UUGGUUUUCAAGUAUGUUCUUUGCAUUUUUAGGCUCCCACAAACAGUACGAGCCGUUUGUGAUUGCCGCGAUUCUGCCAGUGACCAUCUACAAUUUCGAAAAGACGACCUUAUUGUAGUUAUCGAUCGAACGCCCUCAAGCUAUCCAGACGGGUACUAUUGGUUUGGCUCAUUAAGAAACGGGCGAACAGGGUUGUUUCGACCCACCGAUACAGUUGCUCAUUUAGGUGCAGAAAAUCCGUCAAGCAUAGAAGUGAUUUCUAGUGGAUGUGUAACGACAAAGAACCAUAUAGACAGAAAAGAGAAAGAAGAGAAGAAACCAACAAAAAAGGACCGAGAACGUGAACGAGAAAAGCGAAAAGCUUUGAUAUCAGAACCAGUUGGAGAAGUACGGCAUACCUGUCACGUCGGCAUCGACGGAACUGCCUUUGGUCUGCUUCAGCUCGAUAAGAAAGAUUUGGCGCCAAAUUCGGUUUCGCCA